GUUCAAUCCCAGCUCGGCGCUUUAAUUUUUUGGCUACAGUUCUCGAUCGGGUCUUUAUUUUGGACCUACAGUUCUCAAUCGGGCCGGCCCAAUCGUAAACCGCCUGUGCGUGCGAGCGACGACCUGCCGCAGAGAGCGGCAGGUAGGAGCUCCCCAAUUUCUGAACAGAUCUGUUAGGUUCCUGCUGUUAAGUGGACGAAUCGAUCCCGGUUCCUUUGAUAUGCUCUUCCAUAUGCCCAUUUCGACAAAUGGAUGUUUUUUCUGACACAUGCGGUGUGGAGCCUGACUUGAAAAUUUUGGUGCCGGCAGGACCAUUGAUUCUUGAGAAUGAUUCAUCCCACAAAGCAAUUUUAGUACUGUACCAAACAUGAAGUAAAAGUGUAAAACAUGAACCACCUCGCACAACAAACAGACGCGCCAUACCUACUCUGCGCCGCGGAAAAUGUUUUACAAAACACACACACAGUACAGUUGGGAGCUUGUUAGGAUGUUCGAACACUUUACCACUAAACUACUCAUCACGCGUAUUUCCCUGCUUAACAGCUUAUACUCGUACUUCGAACAACACCGACCCCGCCCUUAAAAAGCCAUCUAACCCCUGUAAUUAACCUCCACAAAGGACGUGCAGAAGCACACACAAAAAUAAUCUUUUUACCAUGGGCAUGGCCACCGCAGCCGCCGCGACGACGGCCGCUCCGGACAGGCUCCGGCAGCCGUGCAGGCCGAGGCCGGCGGCGCAGAUCUCCUCCUCCAAGAACCGCGCGCCCAAGGCGCCCGUGGUGAUCGCGCACGAGUGCCCCAGCGCGAUGCGCGCCCACGUCCUGGAGGUGCCCGCCGGGCGCGACGUCCUGUCGUGCGUCGCGGCGUUCGCGCGGCGGGGGCGCUGCGGCGCGCUGGUGCUGGGCGCCGCCGGGCACGUCGCGGACGUCGUGCUCAGGGAGCCGGCGCUGGUGCUCCGGGGCACGACGGAGAUCCUGAGCCUGGCAGGGUGCUUCUUCCCGUCUCCCUCGGCGUCAGCGGCGGGCGUCGCGGUGUUCCUGGCCGGGCCGCGAGGCAGCGUGCUGGGCGGCGCCGUCGCGGAGGGAGGGCUCGUGGCCGCCGGUCCGGUGGUGGUGAUGGUGGCCACGUUUGUCGCGGCUGCGAUCGACCGGUUGCCUCUGGUGAAGGGGGACGGAUCCUCCAAGGCGGACGGGAGCGACGUGCACGGCGUGGCCGGACAGUGGCGGUGCGGCGGCCAGCCGCUGCAGCAACAGUGCGGAUGGGCGCCGCUGCGUCGGAAGCUGGGCGCGAAGAGCUGAACCGUAUGCACCGAGUGGAGAAUAUAGAUUGGGCCGUCAUAUUGUUCGUUGGCAAGCAGGCCGAAGUGGAGUUUUGGUCCAAGCUUUGAAAAAAAAAAUCCAUGUUCUGCUUUUAUCUUCUUUGGCUGUGAGACAACAGAAACUUUUCAAUGUCUCGAAAGAAACACAAACUUUUCAUGAAGAUACAGUAUUAAAAAUACUCCCUACGUCCACAAACAUGAGAUGUUUUGGAUAUCUCAACAUGGAUUAU
Aegilops tauschii subsp. strangulata is the source of this 1548-nucleotide messenger RNA. Its product is annotated as AT-hook motif nuclear-localized protein 16-like. NCBI's taxonomy places the organism in Eukaryota, Viridiplantae, Streptophyta, Magnoliopsida, Poales, Poaceae. Gene Ontology annotation, biological process: vegetative to reproductive phase transition of meristem. Gene Ontology annotation, cellular component: nucleus. Gene Ontology annotation, molecular function: minor groove of adenine-thymine-rich DNA binding; DNA-binding transcription factor activity. The record is from RefSeq and is a predicted model, not a curated record.